CCAAAUCUGAUGACAGCGUCUGUGGGAGGAGACUACAACUCCCGGCGGGCACGUGACUUCCGGGCGGGCGCGGGAAACUCGAGCGCAACUAUGGAGGAGAAAUACCGGGCGGCCAGACCGAGACCCCGGGAACCAUGAGGAGAAGUUUGGCCCCGAGCCAGCUGGCCAAGAGGGGCCGUGAUGUGUCCUCUGAUGAUGAGGAAUGGCAUGAGGAGAAGGAGACGCCAAAAAGGAAACGCUGCAGCGACGCCGGUCCGGAGAUGUGGAUCUCACCGUAUCGGAGACCCCUGGAGUCGCUGACAAACAGACCAGUGUGUGUGGACAGCCGGGAGCAUGAGGCAUUUAUCCGCAGUAUAUUAUCCAGACCCUUCCGAGUGCCCAUACCGGACUACAAGGGAGGAUUGGGCCUGAGGGUGCUCGGGAUCAAGAAAGCCGGAGUGCGCAGAGCGCUGCACGAUCCUGAUGAGGAGGGGGCGCUAGUGCUUGUAUACUCCCCCGAGUCUGAGUGCACACGAUCAACUCAAAGUAGACAAGUAGGUCCUCAUAGUAUACAGUAAUGACAUCACCGCUGU
Messenger RNA from Hyla sarda, 572 nucleotides. Its product is annotated as DNA repair and recombination protein RAD54-like. The coding region runs from base 135 to 557 and encodes 140 amino acids. The record is from RefSeq and is a predicted model, not a curated record. The transcript is spliced from 5 exons. Lineage: Eukaryota; Metazoa; Chordata; Amphibia; Anura; Hylidae.